AUGGUUGGAAGUAUGGAUCAUCCUGAACUUAGUGAACCAGUAAUACCGAAUGAUGAAUAUGCUAAAUCUUGUUCAAACAAGUUGCAACCUAUGAAUAGGUUUCGUGAUAUGAGUAAAUUGCGUAAUUAUGAAAUCAUUCGAAAAUUAGGUCAAGGAACAUUCGGUGUAGUUCAGAAGGCCAGAAACAUCAAAACAAAGGAACUAGUAGCAUUGAAACAGUUAAUAAAUCAUUCAGCCAAAGAGGGCUUCCCAAUAACCGCCAUGCGUGAAAUUACCAUUUUGAAGAAAUUAAAUCAUAAGAAUAUUUUAAAAAUAAUAGAUAUGAUAUAUGAGGAGCCUAAAGUUUCUAAUCCCCAGGAUAUACUUCAUCAGCGUGGUUGUUUUUAUACGGUUUCUCCUUAUAUGUGCUCAGAUUUAGUUGGAUUAUUGGAGAAUCCUAACAUAAAUCUUGAAAUAUCUCACAUUAAAUGUUUUAUGAUACAAUUAUUGCAUGGCAUUCAGUACAUCCAUGAACAGAUGUUUUUACACAGAGACAUAAAAGCUGCAAAUAUCCUUAUUGACCGUAGCGGAAUAUUGAAGAUUGCAGAUUUUGGUUUGGCUAGAGUAUACCAUGGAUCACCUCCAAAACUACUGAGUGGUCCAGGUGGCGGUGAGAGAGCUUAUACUGGAUUAGUUGUAACAAGAUGGUACAGACCUCCAGAAUUAUUACUAGGUGAAAGAAGAUAUACUACCGCAGUUGAUAUGUGGGGAAUUGGAUGUGUGUUUGGCGAAUUAUUUACUAGGAAACCUAUACUUGUUGGGAAGACAGACGCACAUCAAGCGCAACUAAUUUUUGACUUGAUUGGACCACCAAAUUCUAAUAACUGGCCACAAGCUAUAAGUCUACCAAAUAAACACGAUUUGAAUAUCGGUUUAACUUGCCAAAGAAGUUUAGAAUCAAAGUUUGCACCUCUCAUUUCCCCUGAUGGAAUUGAUUUAUUAUCCGGUUUAUUAACUCUUGAUCCAUACAAAAGAUUUAAUGCAUUGGAUGCUUUGAAUCAUAAUUAUUUCAAGACUGAACCAUUACCAAUACAGCCCCAGGAAUUACCGAAGUUCGAAGAAUGCCACGAAAUCGAUAAGGAGAGGUUUAAAUUGUUAAGAGAAAAGAAGAACAAUACUAAUGAAGCUAACAAGCUUUCCAAAACACAAUUUCCCAAAGGCCCGGGUGAGUACAAUAAUUCAAACAACUAUCCUAGAAAUCGAAAUGGUACCUUUCCAUCAGCAUUGCCAAAGCAACCCAAAUUUUAUAAUCAACAUCAACAAGAAUCACACGCACCUCAUCAAAUGCAUACCGAUACCUAUAUUCCCAAAUCUAGUAAGGAAAGACCUGACAGAAAUGUUCCCCUUAAAGAACCAAUAACAUCGUACCAGAGCUUGAGAGAUAGAUCCCCAAGAAGAGAAGGGCAUAUAUCUCGAAGACCACCUACAAAAAACCCCAAUAAUAUCUCCAGCUCAUCUACUUCGAAUGCCGAGAAUACCGUGUCUAAUGUUGUUAGUCAAAAAAGUCACACAAACGCCAAAGCAUCUGCUGGUAUAUUCAUGACAAAUCCAAGAAAACAGAGACCCAAACCGAAUACGCAGCCACAUUUGCGUAAUGUUUCUGAUCAAUUUAAAAAGCGUAAACUCAUUCUGGACGAGCAGAAUGAAAGUGAUCUAACCGAUUUUGAUGAAGACGUCAAGGAUAAUAGGCAGUUAGAUUCUUUUUUAGAUUGGGAUACUUUCACAAGGUCACCGGAAAAUAGAAAGCUACAACAUGAAAAGAAACAGUUUGAAACAAAACAUAAAUGA
Debaryomyces fabryi is the source of this 1827-nucleotide messenger RNA. It is a transcript of the gene CRK1, whose product is annotated as cyclin-dependent serine/threonine protein kinase. Lineage: Eukaryota; Fungi; Ascomycota; Pichiomycetes; Serinales; Debaryomycetaceae. Gene Ontology annotation, molecular function: cyclin-dependent protein serine/threonine kinase activity; ATP binding. Bases 1 to 1827 code for a protein of 608 amino acids. The record is from RefSeq and is a predicted model, not a curated record. Gene Ontology annotation, biological process: protein phosphorylation. The transcript has a single exon. Gene Ontology annotation, cellular component: nucleus.